GAGGCGCCAUGCCCGGUGCAUCCUGGGAAAUAAACCAACAUGGGAGGCAGCUCCAGGCUCAGCAUUGCACCGCAAUCCCUCGGAGUUCGCGCCUGAGGUGACCGUCCGAGCCCGGCGUUACCGGCAGCCCUCCUCCCCCGGGGGACCAUGUGAGAGGGGCUGGCCGCCGUAUCAGCCAGGAAUCCCCCCCGGACCAUGGACAGGAACUACCCGACUCCCAGCUUCACCGACCCGCUGGCCCCCGCCUCCCCCGCCGCCUGGGCCUACGAGCGCAGCGCCGGCAUCAAACCCAGCUUGAGCUAUGGAGGCGGACACCCUUCCCAUUCAGAGACGGAGCUUCUACACAGGCAGACAUAUGCAGCCACUCAUCAGCUCCCUGCAUACGCAACCACUCACCACCCCUCAGGUCUGUCUGGAAUCUUUGACACCAGCCUUCAUGUGGCCGGUGGGAACACUACAGAAACUUCUGUAAUGAACCUUCUCUCUGCCAUUGAAUCUCGGACUGCCCAAGCUUCAUCAGGGACAACUCUUCUUCCGCAGUUCAGGGCACCAUCAUGGCAGACUGGCAUGCAUUCCUCAACCGCUACAGAACUGUUUGUUACGGGAGCACUGCAAACAUCUGGAACAUUUCCAACCUCUGCACUCUCAGCCUAUCAGCACCCAAACACAUUUAGCUCCAGGAACUUUGCCACAACCCCAUCUUUGGCCCUCUCAGACGGUACCUUCAGCGCUACAACAAAUGGUCUACUUUCUCCCCAUGACCCUUUGCUUCAGAUUAAGACAUCGCAGACCCCCACCGCUUUGACUUUUGAACGGCUUGGCAGCGCUGUUUUAAGUACCAGCAUCCCACAAUCAUCAACCUAUCGAUCUGCCCAGGAGUCUGCACCCCAUCUCUUGCAGCCUCAGUUCAGCUUAUUGCCUUCGGCACUUGGCGGGACACAGCAAACUGCUCAGCCAUACAGUACGUCAGUUUUUACUGGCUCCACUGCCUCCAUAGAAAGAGCACUUCAGAGGGAAUGUAGUGUUAUUAAACACCAUCAGAGGCCUUCAAGUACACAGUCUGUUCAAGGGCAACUAUCUGGUACUCAGCAUUCCUUAACCAAUUAUUUAACAAAUGCAAGUGGAGCUUCUUUGCAGGAUGCCACAAGGCAGUCUGCUCUAUUAUGCUCUCCACUAGGGGCACUUACUCAGGUGAGCAAUGGGGCGCCAGUGCAGAAAACGUCUCAAGUUUCAGUGGAGUUAUCUCAAUCUUAUCCAUCUGUUAUCCCGUCUCCCGGCUACCCUCCUUCAUCUACAAAAUCAAAAAACUGCCCUACAAAGGCACCUCCAAGGUCUUCGAAGACCCCAAAGUCUCAGAGUGUUUCUCCUGGGCAAUCCCAAAGUUAUACCAAGUCUUCACAGAACCAGAGUUCUGUCAUUUCAAGCCAAGCACAAGCCUACUCCACGGCACAGCUACCCAGUCUUCUGUCUGUAAGCCAAUCUCACAGCUAUGUUUCAACACAAUCACCAAAUCUGCCAUCUGCUAGUCAAUCACAAGUGUUUUCUACCAUGAAAACUGAGAAGCUGCCUCCACUGUACAAACCACUCACUUCAUUCUCAAGCCAGUCGCAAACCAUAACUUCUGGCAGCCAGACACUAACUUUUUCAUCAGAUCAGCAACUUGCUCUGUCUUCAGUUUCAAGCGAGAGCUACUCUGAUCAAACAAGAGAUUUGUCCUCCGCUAACCAGUCACAAAAUUAUUCUUCCAGUAACACUCAGGGUUUAACUCCUGUUAGCCAAUCACAAGUUAGCUAUUCAUCUCAAUCGCAGGUGAUGUCACCCGUAAGUCCUUCAGACAGUUACACUUCAGGACAAAACCUACCACUGGCUUCACCAUCUCUUCCAUUUUCUGCUUCCUCGCGUGGUCAGAAUUUGUCCUCUUCGAGUCCAACUCAGAAUUACAUUUCUAUGCAUUCUUCACAGAACACACAAGGUUCAACUUCUCCACAGUCCCAGAAGUUUUUGCCAACUGUUCAGUCUCCAUCUUUUUCAUCCCCAUCCCAUUCACAAACUUUGCAGAGCGGUAGAUCAUCUACAGAUUCAAAGUCCUAUGGGAAAAGGAAAUCUGAAACCAACCUCUAUGCUUCUGUAAAACAAGAAGAGAAAUUUCAGAUGCAGGACUUGCAGGCAUUACAACAAUCUUCUCUUGAGUCUUCUAACCAGGGACUUGGUGAAGGUGAAAUGAGUUCACAGGAGACUGCCUAUAAUGUUUCAAAGUCUGAUGAUCGAUAUUCUCAAAGUGUUAUUAAAAGUAACUCUCGCCUCGAGGACCAAGUCCUUGGACUUCAAGGAUCUAAAAAGGAUGAACGAAUGAUCAGCCCUGUGCCUCACAUGUCCCAGCAUGUGAGCCACAUGAAUAAUACAUCUGGCCAUGAUCCCAAAAAGGCAACAGACUUGAUACAGUCCCCACAGGUGAAUGCUAAAGACUUAAGUCAGCAUAACAUGAUGCACAAAGUGCAUGAUACAAAGAUGCAGGAACAGCAGAGCACAUCUCCACAGAUGCAAGCUGCGUUAAGACAUUCACAGCAUAUCCAGCUACCUGUUACACAGGUACUUCUAGAGUCAGGCUGUGAUUUGAUGUUCCAGCAGUCUAUGUUACAGGCAAACAUGGGACAAGCAAAGGCUUCUGUAUCGAUGCAGAGGAUUCAGAGUCCUCAACAGGUAACUCACCAGUUUCUGCAAAUGGAUGGACAUAUCAUCCAGAGCAACGGAGGGCAGUCUCAGCAAUCCCUCCACUCUCAAGGUUCAGAAGUAAUAAAAAUGGACACUUCAGAUGGGAAACACCUUCAAUCAAAUCUGCAUGCAAAAGAUCAUUUCAACCCAAGAAGCCGGCUUGAUUCAAAGAAUCAGUUUGAUUCUCUGAACCCAAUGUGUUUCUCUGAGUCUAUGCUGCUAAGCGAUGAAAGAAACUUUUUGUCUCAGGUUGAUGACAUAUUAGCUGCUACGGCAGCUCAGGAGUUUGCCAAGUCUUCUAGUGAGGACAAUAUGUCUGUUAAAAACGAAGAUGCAAAGUCUCGCUUUCAGUCCAUAAAUGUAAGGCAUGUUUCUCCAACUUACACACCCACAAAGCAGCAAAACUUAAGCACCCUUUCUUUAAAUGGUGGCCAAACCGCAAUAAAUCUUUCGACCGUUUCUUCGGCUCAAUCAAAAAAUGUCAAUUUAGAUCAAUCACACAUUCAACCGCUAGAGCAGGAUUUGCAGAGUGGGAUGGGUUCGCCAGUGCUUGGGACCAGUCACGAUGAUCAUGAGAAGAAUUCUGAAAUAAUAAAGAAGCAUUCUAAUGUCAAUCGGGAAUCAAAAGAAGGUGUUGAGGUAAAUGAUGAGGGCAUGGAUUCUGAAUUCAUGCCCAACAGCAAGAGCCUCAACGAAGAGAGUGCUGCACCGGAUGGAGACUUUAUUAUGGGCUCUGAUGAAAAUGUAUCCGGUGUUGGUCAGGCUCCCAGCCAUCUUCUAUCAAAGACUGAUCCUCAGUUGAGUGGGAAUUCCAAUAACCAAAUGGAAGACAACUGUCAAGAUCCUACUCAGGACAGCCUUCAAAAGAUGAAGGCAAAAGACAAAACACCAAUGAAACACUUUGCAGAAGAUGAAAAUCAAAAUCAGAAGCAAGUAAAACGGAAUGUACAACUGAAACGUCCUUUGCCUAAGGGUCCAGAAGCGUGUAUGCAAUAUUCCACUCAUGCGUCUGAGGGUUAUUAUGAUACAUACCAGCACCAGGAAAGAAUGAGGCAGAAAAUAAAGGAGGUGGAAGAGAAACAGCCAGAAGUAAAAAGCGGGUUUAUUGCAUCUUUCUUAGACUUUCUAAAAACGGGACCAAAGCAGCAGUUUUCAGCUCCUGCUGUUCGUGUGCCCAACAGAAUAAGGAGGCCUUGUACUCCAGUAAUCAGGGCUCCUGGUCCUAGUCCUACUUCUCAGGCUCAGUCAGUGGGGGCCCCUCCAGCUUCAGAUACUGGUGGCUCUAGCUCUCCCAAAAAGACAGAGGAAGAGUUUAAGAAAAAUCUCGAGACAUUGCCUUCUUUCUCUUCGGACGAUGACGAUUCUGUAGGAGGCAAUAAUGACCUUCAGAAGAGUAUAACCACAGCUCUGUCUGCCUUGGAUGAAACGUCCGAUAGAAAGAACAAAUCAGAAGCAGAAAGGUCAGGAGCAUCCGGUAAACAGGAAUCCACACCAGUGUCUUCCCCAAGGAAUGCUCAGGAAAAAUCUAAAGCAUCAGAUUCCCUCAAACCAGCGCAGUCUGAUCCCUCCCAAGCUGAGCAACUGGCUAAGUCACAGGAAAUGGUUGCAAUUGAAGGAUGCACCGAUGACGAAAAUGAAAGUGGCGGAGAAGGGAUAUACCGGGAACGUGAUGAGUUUGUUGUAAAGAUUGAAGACAUAGAAAUGCUCAAGGAAGCUUUGCGUUUAGGCAAAGAGCCGCCAGCUAUUUGGAAAGUUCAGAAGGCUCUGCUCCAGAAAUUCAUCCCUGAAAUUCGUGAAGGUCAAAGAUCAUUUGCUGCUACCAACAGCUAUCUUGGCUAUUUCGGUGAUGCAAAAACAAAAUACAAACGUGUUUAUGUGAAGUUUGUCGAGAACACAAACAAAAAGGAGUACGUGAGGGUUUGCUCUCGAAAACCGAAAACCAAAAUUGCUCCACCUGCAAGGACCUCUCACACGAAGGUCAGUGGAAACAACAAGGUGACAGAAACUCCGCCACCAAAAAGUGUACCCCCUAAAGCUGUGUCUGUGAAACCUAAAGCCAAACAGCCAAAGGCGAAGGCUGAACCUCCACCAAAGAAGAGGAAACAGUGGAAAGAGGAAUUUGAAUCUUCCCAGUCGGAUUCCUCUCCGGACAUGCAAAGUGAUGAGGAAGAGUUUGAGCCUCCACCACCACCAGUUGUCACUCGUUUUUUGAACACACGAGCCAUGAAAGAGACCUUUAAAGGAUACGUCGAAUUACUUGUUGGUCUUGCUUUAGAUGGUGACAUGAUACAAGCCUUGGAAAAAGAAAAUGAUGAAGUUCAGCUUCCUCAUAUGAGAAAAAUUGAAGGCAUGCUGAAUGAAAACAGAAGACGUCUUCUAACAAAAUUACAGUUGGAUCAAUCUCUUAAGAAUGCCUUGGAAAACUACCCCGAUGUUGCAACAAUUACUCGUGACACAAAAGCAAAAGUUUCUGUGUGCAAAAUAAAGACAAGCGGCAAGUGGUAUAACAAAAAAACCUUACGGCCAACUAAAACUGCUUCAAAGCAGUCACAGGAAUUCACGGUAGACCCGGAGAAAUCGCAGUUGUGUUCAUUGUAUCAUGCACUCCAUCAUUACAAGUACCACAUAUAUCUUGUAUGCAAAGAUGAGGUUAACUCUGUUCAGAAAGCAAACCGGGAUCUGAAGCAAGAGGAGUUGGUACACCACUGUCUGAAAAACAUGAAAUGGGUGGAAGAUCUUUUUGAAAAGUUUGGCGAACUUUUGAGUCGUGUGCAACAGACCUGUUCCUAAACCCCCCAGCUUCUACCAUACUCUCCUUGCAGUAUAUUUCUCCCCAACAGCACUAGCCUACUGGAAGAGGAAUGAAUACACAUUCACCGAACUCGUAGAAAAUGUCAGACUCCCAUCAGUAGACUCUGCUGUUGAAUCUGCAGUUACGUGCCUGCAUCUAAUCAAGCUGUGUCAGAAAAGAACAUAGCCCAUUAUUGCUUGGGCAGCAAGCACGUAUUCAUCCUGGCCUUUUUUUUUUUUUUUUUUUUUGUAUGAAUGAUUUUUCUAUUUUGUAAACUAUUGGGUAAUGCUUUAUUUUUAUUUUAAAGGAAUAUUGAUUUUCCUUUUUUUUUUUUUUUUCCUUUUUUUUUUCUUUCUUGCAAAAUGAUACAGCAUGCACUAAAUAUAGAAUUCAUUUCUUUAUUAUCUAUAGCGUUAACACUUAAAAUGCUUUACUACAAUUUUGGUUUUUGUUUUCCUGAUUGUGUAAAAGAAAAAACAGAAAAAUCACCCUUUUCCCAUCUUCUCUUCCCCCCCCCUCACACACACACACACACACACACACACACACACAAAAGGUUUAUGGUGGAGGUACAAAAACAAUAUUUAGAUUUAGAAUUUCUGACCACCACAUGUAAGGGUAUUGUACAUUUUGUAAAACAGAGUUGGCGGAAUGUCAAGUAAAAGAAACCACCAUGAUUUAACAAAACAAAAAUAUCUUAGAAAUUGUUAUGCUUUAUGGACACCUUUUACAAUAUAUUGUCCAGGAAACUGGAUAUGGAGCUGGUGCAAUCCUAUGACUUGCUUAUUUUUUUUUUUUUUGUGUCAAAAUAUAUUAUAAUGAAAAAAAAAAAAAAGACCUUAACUAUUUUCCCUGUUUUGAAGAAAGCUAUUUUCCUUUAUACAGUGUUUGUUUUUUGUUUGUUUUUUUUUCUUUUCUUUUCUUUAAAAAAACAAAAGCAAAAACAAAAAAAAAUCAAUUGUACAUUUUAUCUCACUAAUAGUUGUAUUUUUCACAGAGAAAAUAUUGUGGUUCAAAUUCUGUUUCAUGGAUCUUUGUAAUACACGUCCCAUGGUUUUUAAGUAAAUCCUAUCCAUUUAUGUGUUGAUUUCACAUUGUAUGCAGUAUAUCUUGGGCUAGGCCUCUCCCCUAGACAUUAGAUGCAGUGUGAGCCUGCAAGUGUAUAGCAGGAAACAUUAGCUUUUACAUAUAGCUAUUAGACUUUGCAACCAUUUUCUGAUCCUUGGAAAUAAAUUCCUUCCAAACUUGCA
Messenger RNA from Pelobates fuscus (common spadefoot toad), 6753 nucleotides. It is a transcript of the gene QSER1, whose product is annotated as glutamine and serine rich 1. Lineage: Eukaryota; Metazoa; Chordata; Amphibia; Anura; Pelobatidae. The coding region runs from base 196 to 5502 and encodes 1768 amino acids. The transcript has 13 exons. The record is from RefSeq and is a predicted model, not a curated record.